Molecule: messenger RNA, 3631 nt
Organism: Anolis carolinensis (green anole)
Lineage: Eukaryota; Metazoa; Chordata; Lepidosauria; Squamata; Anolidae
Product: MBL associated serine protease 1
Exons: 11
Coding region: 398-2581 (727 amino acids)
Biological process (GO): proteolysis; complement activation, lectin pathway
Cellular component (GO): extracellular region
Molecular function (GO): serine-type endopeptidase activity; calcium ion binding
Source: RefSeq, a predicted model, not a curated record
UUCUUCUUGUGUGUGUUUCAAGCUGCAAGGACUGAGACAUCCUCCUUUAGAGUCGGGAUGAGUGGAAGAGAGAGAAAGGAGAAAAGACAGAGGCGAAACCUGGGUAGCUUUUCUUCUUGGGUGGAUAAAGGGGGAGCGAUGAUUGCAGGGAGAAAGAAGAAGGCGUGACAAGAAUGUCAGAAAACCCCAGGCAGGCACACACUGGGAGGCACACACGUUUUCUCUCCCUCUCCUCUUUCUCUUUCCCAAUCCUUCCCUCUCUUUCUCUCUGAACACACAUUCAUCACUUCUCUGAACCAAGAUAAGCCAGCCAGCUGAACAUUUCCACCAAAGGAAGCCUACCAACCGCCUUCUCUACAAAAAAGGACCCGCCGGCAACAAAACUACAGAGACAAACAUGAGGUAUUUUCUGGUCUGGCUGAUUUGUAAUGUCCAGCUGGUCAACACCGAUGCCGUGGAGCUGACGGACAUGUUUGGGGAGAUUCAGUCCCCCAACUUCCCAGACUCCUACCCCAGUGAUGCCGACGUGACCUGGAACAUUUCGGUGCCGGAUGGCUUUCGCAUCAAGCUCUACUUCAUGCACUUCGACCUCGAAUCCUCCUACUUGUGCGAAUAUGACUAUGUGAAGGUCGAGUCCGAAGACCAAGCCCUGUCCACCUUCUGUGGGAGGGAAGCCACGGACACGGAGCAGACGCCAGGGCAGCAGCCCAUCCUGUCUCCAGGUUCAUCCAUGAGUAUCACCUUCCGGUCGGACUUCUCCAACGAGGAACGCUUCACCGGUUUCGAUGCCCAUUACACCGCCGUGGAUAUUGAUGAAUGUCUGGAGAAGAGUGACGAGGAACUGGCCUGUGACCAUCACUGCCACAACUACAUCGGCGGGUAUUAUUGCUCUUGCAGAUUUGGAUAUAUCCUCCAUUCUGACAACAGGACUUGCAAAGUGGAGUGCAGCGACAACCUCUUCGCCCAGAGAAACGGUGUGAUCCAUAGCCCAGAUUUCCCCAACUCCUACCCAAAAAGCUCUGACUGCUUGUACCGUAUUGAGCUGGAAGAAGGCUUCUUCAUCACCCUGCAAUUUGAAGAUAGUUUUGACAUCGAAGACCAUCCGGAGGUGACCUGUCCAUACGACUACAUCAAGAUCACCGCUGGAGUUAAAGAAUUUGGUCCUUUUUGCGGAGAAAGAUCUCCAGGUCGGAUCGAAACCCGGAGCAACAUCAUCCAUAUUUUGUUCCAUAGUGAUAACUCCGGAGAGAAUAGAGGCUGGAAACUUUCCUACACAGCUAUAGGGGACCCCUGUCCACUCCUGGAGCCUCCUCCCAAUGGCCGAAUUGACCCUUCCCAAGCGACGUACACCUUCAAGGACCAGGUGGUCAUCACCUGCAACACAGGAUACAACGUCCUCAAGGACGGAGUGGAGAGCGAAUCUUUCCAAGUCGAGUGCAUGAAAGACGGGAUGUGGAGCAACAAGGUCCCCGUCUGUCAAAUUGCCGAUUGCAAGGCACCUCCCAGGCUGGAGCAUGGCUUUGCAACCUUCUCCUCGCCGGACAACCUGACCACCUUCCAGUCGGGGAUCCAGUAUUCCUGCCAGCAGCCCUUCUACCAGAUGAUGCCCAACGUCUCAGGUACCUACACCUGCAAUGCCAAGGGAUUUUGGCAGAGUCCCGAGCUGGGCAGGCGCCUUCCCACCUGUCAACCAGUCUGUGGCCAACCUCUCCGCCCUCUGCCCACCUUAUUCAAGCGCAUCAUCGGCGGACGCAACGCAGCCCCGGGUUUCUUCCCUUGGCAGGCACUCAUUGUGGUGGAAGACACCUCCCGAGUUCCCAACGAUAAAUGGUUCGGCAGCGGAGCUCUUCUCUCUGAGUCCUGGGUGCUGACGGCCGCCCACGUUCUCCGCUCCCAGCGCCGCGACAACACCAUCAUCCCCGUCUCCAAGGAGCACGUCACCGUCUACUUGGGCCUCCACGAUGUGAGGAACCGGGUGGAUGCCGUCAACCGGACGGUGGAGAAGAUCGUCCUCCACGAGGCCUUCGACAUCCGGAACUACAACCACGACAUCGCGCUGGUGAAGCUGAAGGAGAAGGUGACCAUGGGGCCCUACGUCAUGCCGGUGUGCCUGCCACAAUCUGGACGCGAGCUGGAAGGGCCGGAGCCCAACACGCUGGGUUUAGUGGCCGGCUGGGGCAUCUCCAACCCCAACGUCACGGUGGACGAAGUCAUCAGCUCUGGCAUGAGGACCCUCUCCCACGUUCUUCAGUACGUCAAGUUGCCGGUGGUGCUCCACGCCGAGUGCAAGGAGAGCUACGAAUCCCGGUCGGGGAACUACAGCGUGACGGAGAACAUGUUCUGUGCUGGGUAUUACGAAGGAGGCAAGGACACCUGCCUGGGAGACAGCGGAGGAGCCUUCGUCAUCCAAGACCUGGAGACCCAACGGUGGGUGGCCCAAGGCCUGGUCUCCUGGGGAGGACCAGAAGAAUGCGGAAGCAAACAAGUCUAUGGGGUUUACACCAAAGUCUCCAACUAUGUGGAUUGGCUGCAGGAGAAAAGCGGGUGGACAUUCAAGGAUGCAGCCAACCGGGACGGAUGAACCAGAAUGAGAUGCGUACCUGCGCAUGGACAGGGAAGAUGUUGCCAAACUGUAUCCAGGUGGAGUUGCCACACAAGCAUUUGGAGAGGCAUCUGGUGUGAUUCCAUUAUUUCACCCAAUAAGGUUCCAAUUAUUAUGAUUAAACUAAAACUACCGUGUCUACUUGAGGUGUACAAUUCUUCGUUAGUCCUCGUAAGUCGAAUCAAAUUCAUCAAAUUCGUACUUACGAGGAAAUAUCCGACACGUGGACAUGGCCCUCAUCUAAAACUUAAAAAUCGAAACUUACCCAAUACUUUUCUGUUUAAAUUUUGUAAACCUCGGAAGCCUCCCAAAGUCAGUUUUAUUUUCAGUGUAAGAAAGCAAAGCAAAGCCAAAAAGGCUGCCUUUCCUCAUUAUUCAUUACUGGCCUCGCACCAUGAGGAGAGGGAAACAGCAGGGAGAAAACAGAGUUUGCUGGGAAAGAGACAGAGAAAGCACAGGAUUCUGGGAAAUGUAGUUUAGGAAGGUGAAGAGCCCUAUGGCAGAGAAUGCAAAAGGCCUUGCCCUGAACUACAUUUCCCAGAAUUCUGCUCAGCAUUGUAAAGCUUUAGUUAGGAUAGGAAAGAGAUGUGUCGCUCCAUCGCCAGAGUUGCAAUGAAUGAUUGAAUGUGCAAAGAGGAAGGCAGACUGAGACUUCUAGUAAAUCAAUUUCUGUGCUGGGCUGGGAAGAAAUCCUUAAAUGGAAGUUUUAUUGAUUAACAUGAGAGAUGUUCAAUGCAAUAGCUGUUGUGGCUUUAAAAAAAGGUUUUUUCAAAACUUUUUAAAAAUUCCCUAAAAUCAGUACAUGUAUGAAUAUUUCUGAAAGUUGUGGGGAAUGAUUCCAUUAUCUUAUGUCAUUGUACAGAAAAUUCAAGGAGAUCGCUCUUGUAGGUUUUUUUUUUUAAAAAUUGAAAAUUUCCCAAAAUUCCUUGGAUAAGUGAAACAUUCUGAAACUUGAUGGGCUAACAGUGGUGAACGUGAUCUAACAUCGGAGCAAGUUUCAUGCCAAUAAAAGUAAAACUGAGGAAGAAA